AUGUCUGCCGAUCCGCUAUUCCUCGGGCUUGAUCUCUCGACUCAACAGUUGAAGGCCAUCGUGAUCUCGGAGGACUCUGCCGUAGUCCACGAGGUCUCCGUCGGGUUUGACAGGGAUCUACCGCGCUACGGUACUAUGAAUGGUGCUCUGAAAGGACCGGAUGAGGGCGAAGUGACCUCGCCUGUCGGCAUGUGGUUAGAAGCCCUCGACCUGCUCAUGCAGAGAAUGAAGGAUGCUGGUGUUGAUUUCAACAGCAUUAUGGGGAUCUCUGGGGCAGGCCAGCACGGUUCCGUAUAUUGGUCUGCGGAAGCUAACUCCGCACUCUCGUCUCUGGAUCCUAGCAAACCUCUGCAUGUCCAAUUAGCACCGAAAGCAUUCUCCCUUCCGAAUGCGCCCAUCUGGCAGGAUUCCUCCACGAUGCGGGAGUGCCGUGAGCUGGAAAAUGCCGUCGGCGGAGCACAGGUCCUGGCGGACCUCACAGGCAGUCGAGCAUAUGAGCGCUUCACCGGGGCGCAAAUCAGACGCAUUCGUCGCCUGAGAGCAGAGGCAUACGCCGCUACUUCUCGCGUAUCUCUGGUUUCAUCGUUCUUGCCUUCUCUAUUCUUGGGCACGAUUGCUCCGAUAGAAGUAUCGGAUGCCAGUGGAAUGAAUCUUAUGAAUGUUCUCACCUGCAAAUGGGAUGAUCAUCUACUGGAGAUCUGUGGAGGGCCCGAGCUUCGGGAAAAGAUCGGUCCAGAACCUGUCCCAGGCGGUACCGUCCUCGGCAAAAUACACAAAUGGUGGACCGAACGUUGGGGCUUCAACCCAGAAUGCAUCGUCGCCCCUUUUACAGGCGAUAACCCUGCUACAAUGGUCGCUCUUUCUACACCCGGAGACGCUGUGCUCUCAUUGGGGACCUCCACCACAUUCCUUCUAGCGAUUCCUCCAGCAGACGCUCCCCCGGCGCGCUUCACAACCUCUCACCUCUUGUCGCAUCCGACGACGCUCGACGCACAAAUCGCUAUGCUUUGCUACAAGAAUGGCGCUCUCGCACGAGAGCAGGUUCGUGAUCGCUACGCCAACGCCGAUUGGGCUCGGUUCAAUGAACUGGUCGAAACGACCCCGCCGGGCAAUGGAGGGAACUGGGGUCUGUACUUCCCGUUACCCGAAAUCAUCCCGCCGGGUGUCAAAGGCAACUUUUUCUUCUCCUCGAGCCCGUCUAUCGCACCAGUCGACGCUCUGCCGCCGACUGCGCACCCCCGCGCGAUCCUCGAAUCUCAGUUCCUCUCCAUCCGGUCGCGCAUCGCGGCCAUCCUCCCGUCUUCCUCUCCGCCCUUGCGGCGGCUCAUUCUCACUGGGGGUUCUUCUGCAAACCCGGCGAUCCGCCAGCUUGCUGCGGACCUAUUCGGGAUGGCCACGUACGUGGCUGAGGGGUCGAAGGAGGCCGCGGGCAUGGGUGGCGCGGUGUUAGCCAAGUUUGCAUGGUGGCGUGCCCACAACGGGGGUGUUGGGACGUUCGAGGAGAUGCGCGCCGGGGACGUAGAGCGCUUGCGUCAGGUUGCGGUGUCGAAGAGGGAAUUCACAGCGGUGUACGAUAGUCUGGUGGAGCGUUAUCGUGCUUGUGAGGCCGUGGUAGUCAAGGCUUGUGCUGCGUAG
Molecule: messenger RNA, 1635 nt
Organism: Heterobasidion irregulare TC 32-1
Lineage: Eukaryota; Fungi; Basidiomycota; Agaricomycetes; Russulales; Bondarzewiaceae
Exons: 4
Coding region: 1-1635 (544 amino acids)
Biological process (GO): D-xylose metabolic process; xylulose metabolic process
Cellular component (GO): cytosol
Molecular function (GO): D-xylulokinase activity
Source: RefSeq, a predicted model, not a curated record